AUGAUCAGACCCUCCUCAGACCAGACGCAGACCCUCCUCAGACCAGACGCGGACCCUCCUCAGACCAGCCCUCCUCAGACCAGACGCGGACCCUCCUCAGACCAGACGCAGACCCUCCUCAGACCAGCCCUCCUCAGACCAGACGCGGACCCUCCUCAGACCAGACGCAGACCCUCCUCAGAACAGACGCAGACCCUCCUCAGACCAGACGCAGACCCUCCUCAGACCAGCCCUCCUCAGACCAGACGCAGACCCUCCUCAGACCAGACGCAGACCCUCCUCAGACCAGAUGCAGACCCUCCUCAGACCAGCCCUCCUCAGACCAGACGCAGACCCUCCUCAGACCAGACGCGGACCCUCCUCAGACCAGCCCUCCUCAGACCAGACGCGGACCCUCCUCAGACCAGACGCAGACCCUCCUCAGACCAGACGCAGACCCUCCUCAGAACAGACGUAGACCCUCCUCAGAUUAGACGCAGACCCUGCUCAGACCAGACGCAGACCCUCCUCAGACCAGACGCAGACCCUCCUCAGACCAGACGCGGACCCUCCUCAGACCAGACGCAGACCCUCCUCAGAACAGACGCAGACCCUCCUCAGACCAGACGCGGACCCUCCUCAGACCAGACGCAGACCCUCCUCAGAACAGACGCAGACCCUCCUCAGACCAGCCCUCCUCAGACCAGACGCAGACCCUCCUCAGACCAGACGCGGACCCUCCUCAGACCAGACGCGGACCCUCCUCAGACCAGACGCAGACCCUCCUCAGACCAGACGCGGACCCUCCUCAGACCAGACGCGGACCCUCCUCAGACCAGACGCAGACCCUCCUCAGACCAGCCCUUCUCAGACCAGACGCAGACCCUCCUCAGAUUAGACGCAGACCCUGCUCAGACCAGCCCUCCUCAGACCAGCCCUCCUCAGAACAGACGUAGACCCUCCUCAGAUUAG
Molecule: messenger RNA, 951 nt
Organism: Knipowitschia caucasica
Lineage: Eukaryota; Metazoa; Chordata; Actinopteri; Gobiiformes; Gobiidae
Source: the annotation of a GenBank genome assembly